AUGGCAAUGAAUUGUCCUUAUCAAGUGAGUUACUAUCCAACUGUACCAUUUGACUAUUGUGAUAUUGGAGAAAUUCGAGAAGAUUCAUCAGAUGAUGAUGCAAGUAUAUAUAUUACUAACAGUACUUUUUCUUUUCAAUCAACAUCUUAUGAAUCAAGGAUGGAUGAACAAAUUCAAAAUAAUGAACGUUCGUCAAAGAAAUUUAAAGACUUUACAGCUUGGGUUAAAAAAUUAGCUCGUAAUACUUCAACACACAAAAUGUAUAUUUGUGGUUCAAAUGCAUCUAUUAUAACAAAAAAAUGGUUAGAAGAAAUAGGUAAAUCAGCGUCUAUUGUUCAACUUAGUGAUGUCAGAACUCCUGAAUUUCUUAAUGCUAUAGCAUUAGGUGAUAUUGUAAUUGUUGAAGUUCCAAAUAUCAAUUCAUUGACCGACAACCUUGACACCUUCAAAAAUUUUAAACAAAACAAUAUUAUUGUUUGUUGCACUGAUAUUAAAAACUGUCCUAAAAAUAAAGGAGCUUCUUUCAGUGCUGUAUUUAAACGAAUUUCUCUCAAGUGA
Messenger RNA from Entamoeba histolytica HM-1:IMSS, 558 nucleotides. RefSeq lists its product as uncharacterized. NCBI's taxonomy places the organism in Eukaryota, Evosea, Mastigamoebida, Endamoebidae. The record is from RefSeq and is a predicted model, not a curated record. The transcript has a single exon. Bases 1 to 558 code for a protein of 185 amino acids.